ACGACACCCACGAGCCACAAAAAGAAGAGCCGAUCCAGUUGCUGAGGAGGAGGCUGGGGGCUCAGCUCGAGAGAGUCCACACGCACCACCCCCAGGUCCCAGACUCCCAGUCCCCACCCACCACUCCUCCUCCUCCUCCUCCCCUCGCCGCCGCCGCCAGUUCCCGUCCGAUCCGCCCGGAUCGCCCCGCCAUGGACCAGUACGAGAAGACGGAGAAGAUCGGGGAAGGCACGUACGGGGUGGUGUACAAGGGCAAGGACCGCCACACCAACGAGACGAUCGCGCUCAAGAAGAUCCGCCUCGAGCAGGAGGACGAAGGCGUCCCUUCCACCGCCAUCCGCGAGAUCUCACUCCUCAAGGAGAUGCAGCACCGCAACAUCGUCAGGCUGCAGGACGUGGUGCACAACGACAAGUGCAUCUACCUCAUCUUCGAGUACCUCGACCUCGACCUGAAGAAGCACAUGGACUCCUCCGCCGACUUCAAGAACCACCGCAUAGUCAAAUCCUACCUCUACCAGAUUCUGCGGGGCCUCGCCUACUGCCACUCCCACCGCGUGCUCCACCGCGAUCUCAAGCCACAGAACCUGCUGCUCGAUCGCCGCAACAACAUCUUGAAGCUCGCCGACUUUGGAUUGGCGAGGGCAUUUGGCAUCCCUGUCCGGACUUUCACUCACGAGGUGGUGACACUCUGGUAUAGAGCACCGGAAAUUCUUCUUGGUGCAAGGCAUUAUUCCACCCCUGUUGAUGUGUGGUCAGUUGGUUGCAUUUUUGCUGAAAUGGUGAACCAGAAGCCACUUUUUCCUGGUGACUCUGAGAUUGAUGAGCUGUUUAAGAUUUUCAGAAUUUUGGGCACUCCAACUGAAGGAACAUGGCCAGGUGUUGCUACAUUACCUGAUUACAAGUCAACUUUCCCAAAGUGGCCAUCUAUGGAUCUUGCAACUGUGGUCCCAACACUUGAACCGGCAGGAAUCGAUCUUCUAUCUAAGAUGGUGCGGCUAGAUCCCAGCAAGAGAAUCACCGCCCGUGCCGCCCUCGAGCAUGAGUACUUCAGGGACCUCGAGCACGCCUACUAGAUGAUGGAUGAACCAUUCAUUCCUUCCCUUCACUUGCCCUGCCCCUCUGUAAAUUAAGGUCAUAAUGCUUGGGCCCGGCGAGUAACCCAUUUUGGCCGCUGCUGCGUUAAUCUAUAAUAAUAAGAACUAAGAUGGUGUGCUGUGCUAUCCCGACCAUGCAAUUUUCUUUGAUUUUUUCUUUUUUUGGCUGUGUAGAGAAAUGAGAACGGUGAUCCGGAGAUCGAUCCUUGUCGCGGUUUUGUCUAUCAAUUGCUUGUUUCUGGAGCCUA
Molecule: messenger RNA, 1342 nt
Organism: Sorghum bicolor (sorghum)
Lineage: Eukaryota; Viridiplantae; Streptophyta; Magnoliopsida; Poales; Poaceae
Product: cyclin-dependent kinase A-2
Exons: 8
Coding region: 192-1073 (293 amino acids)
Biological process (GO): regulation of gene expression; regulation of G2/M transition of mitotic cell cycle; signal transduction
Cellular component (GO): cytoplasm; nucleus; cyclin-dependent protein kinase holoenzyme complex
Molecular function (GO): cyclin binding; ATP binding; cyclin-dependent protein serine/threonine kinase activity
Source: RefSeq, a predicted model, not a curated record